Penicillium pulvis is the source of this 945-nucleotide messenger RNA. RefSeq names its product glycoside hydrolase family 43 protein. The transcript has 2 exons. The record is from RefSeq and is a predicted model, not a curated record. Bases 1 to 945 code for a protein of 314 amino acids. Gene Ontology annotation, molecular function: hydrolase activity, hydrolyzing O-glycosyl compounds. NCBI's taxonomy places the organism in Eukaryota, Fungi, Ascomycota, Eurotiomycetes, Eurotiales, Aspergillaceae. Gene Ontology annotation, biological process: carbohydrate metabolic process.
AUGUUGCCAACUGCGAUCAGCUCGCCAAUGAUCCACAAACGAGCGAACGGCGUUCACAUGGGUCUUAACACAGACUUUCCAGACCCGAGUUUCCUCAAAGCCGCAGACGGAAAGUGGUACGCCUUCGGCACAAACGGAAACGGCAAGCGCAUUCAAGUAGCCAGUUCCUCCGACUUCAACACGUGGACUCUCCUAGACAUUGAGGCUCUUCCCAUAUUAUCAACCUGGGAAACUGACAAAGACCACUACGCACCAGAUGUGAUUCAACGCGGCGAUGGAAAGUACGUGAUGUACUACUCUGGCGAAGCCAAAUCAAGAAUAGACCACCACUGUGUUGGAACAGCCGUAGCAGAGAGCCCAACAGGACCAUACGUACCCAGCAAUACACCACUAUCAUGCCGACUAGAUCAGGGCGGCUCAAUUGAUCCAUCUGGAUUCGUCGAUUCAGACGGGACCCGGUAUGUGGUAUUCAAAGUAGAUGGCAAUAGCGUCGGCAAUGGCGGGGACUGCAAUAACGGAGUCGAGCCACUCGUCUCAACACCAAUCAUGCUGCAGAAACUACAGGCCGAUGGUGUCACACCUCUGGGAGACGCCGUGCAGAUUCUUGAUCGGGGUACAGCUGAUGCUGAUGGGCCGCUUGUUGAGGCGCCAAAUCUUCUGCUUCAUCAGGGCACUUAUUUCCUUUUUUACUCGACGCAUUGUUACACUGAUACUGCAUAUGACGUGCGUUGGGCGACUGCCAGUAAUAUUGCAGGGCCAUAUGAGAAGACGAAUGUCAAGUUGACGAAGACUGGGGAAGACGGGUUGAUGUCGCCGGGUGGUGCGACGGUUUGUGGAUGUGGGGACCGGAUGCUAUUUCAUGGUUGGUGUGAUUCUGCAAAAACGAAGAGGUGCAUGUAUGUGGCAAAUAUGAGUCUUACUGGGAAGACUGCUGCUAUCAUUUGA